Thermothielavioides terrestris NRRL 8126 is the source of this 1788-nucleotide messenger RNA. RefSeq lists its product as uncharacterized. The transcript is spliced from 9 exons. The record is from RefSeq and is a predicted model, not a curated record. The coding region runs from base 1 to 1788 and encodes 595 amino acids. Lineage: Eukaryota; Fungi; Ascomycota; Sordariomycetes; Sordariales; Chaetomiaceae.
AUGUCCAAGAUCGCCUGGCGGGUCGCCCACGCCUUUACCAAGGGCCGCCACUCGGCUCCGCGCGAGUUCCGCGAGGUCGAGAACCAGCUGUACUCACUCAGCGCCGCCCUGGCCGCCUUCAAAGACGUGUGCGGCGGCGAUGUUACCGUCGAUCCAGCGGACCUUCCUGCCCGCUUCCGGAACGGUGAACGGGACGGGUUGCGGACCGUGACGGGCAUCCUCGACAACUGCCGCGAGACCCUCAAGCACCUGGAGGGUAUUGUGGAUCGGUACAGCAUUGUCGCCGCCGGCCCGAAGGACAAGGACCCGGAAGAAUCACGGCUUCGCCGAUGGAGCGCCGAGCUGCUCAAGAAUUACAGGAAGAUCGAGUGGACGACCCAGGCUGGCGACUUGGCUGCGCUGCGAAGCCAGUUGAUGGUCCACACAAAUAGCUUAGAUCUGGUCUUGGGCAUCAUCGUGAGCUCGCGGACAUCGCGGAUCGAGGACAGCCUGAGAGAAAGCUCUAGCAUGAUGAAGGAGAUAUACUCCUGGUGGGCGCAAAAUCUAAAGAACACAACGACUAGCCCGCCCAGACUUCCACCAGAGCGAAAACCGACUGAGAUGGAACAGACUGAGAUGGGGCUGCAAGGGGCCGUUCAGCCCAUUUCCUUCGAGAUACAUGUCAUGGAGAAUGGGGCCCCUCAGCUCCUGUGCGCCGAAGCUCGCCUGCACGAUGGCUGGGCAGAGCCGGGCUCAUCCCAACUGUUUCUGUGCGGGUGUAAGCGGACGGCCGCGAAUCCGGAGAACGGGUCAGCCCACCCCAGGGUCGAGAACAUCGCACUGUCGCAACUUAGCUUCCCCUUCCGUCAGACAGGAGACGCAGCAGUUUGGACGUUAUUCAAAGCGCUUGAUAGGUCAACAAAUGAGAUGGUGACCGUACUCAUCAGGAAUGUCGCGCCAGCCGACAUGUGUGAGCUCGAGGAAUCCUUCAUCCGACGCCUAGCCCACAUGCAAGCGAGUGCCAUGCUACAACAGGGCAUAAGCAACAUGCUGGUGCACGUCUCGCCGGACGGGAAACAUGUCCGGGCCUUGAACAUUCAGGGCGACGUAAAAAAUCUUCACAAAUCCAUCGACGCCGUUGCAUUCCGCAUGGGACACAGGCAGCUGUCCAAGCCCAAUGUGGAAGGACUUAGUCUCCUCAACUACCAAGAGCUGGGAAAUGCCCUCGAGCGGUACAAUGAUCCUAGCCUGGCUCACGCUGAGCUGUGGAUCUACUACGCAAAGGAGAACGCAGAUGAGCCCGCCGACGUCACUAAGAGCGUUGUCCACUCUGCCAAGACGCUUCACCAACGGCUCGAAGACAUGCGGAUGGAGCUCUUCAUCACCAGUCUGCAAUCUCCGCGGCCAGACGAAACAGUUGCGUUGCAUUUACAAGCGACCGAGGUGGAAUGCGAAGUCGCCGCCAUCUCCGACGCGGAGCUGCUGAUAACCCGCAGCCGAGACGACGGCCGACACCGCCUCAUCGUCACCAGCCGGAACCGGUGCACCGUCCUGACCCAAGUCCUGCCCGACACCUUCUUCGCCCCGCCGCCAUCGCAAGUCCCGACCUUCGCCUCGCCCACGUGGCUUAUCCAGCUCGACGCGAGCGGCCGACGCAGGGUGUACCACUACCCCAACGGGUUCCGGUUCCUGCGCUUUCGCAACACCAGUGCCGAGAGGAUGUUUGAGCUGGGUCGGAAUGCGUUGUUGCAGGGUGCGCUGCCGGUUCGAGAGCUGGCUGUUAGGGAAAAGACUGAGGAUCAGUUGUAG